Molecule: messenger RNA, 1035 nt
Organism: Vicia faba (fava bean)
Lineage: Eukaryota; Viridiplantae; Streptophyta; Magnoliopsida; Fabales; Fabaceae
Source: the annotation of a GenBank genome assembly
AUGGCGGCAAGAACAGUGAAGAGACGCCACGUGUCCAGUAGGUUAAGCUGCAAGCUGUUCAUCGUCUUCACCGUUUCAAUCUUCUGCGUCGUCGUUUUAGUCACCGCAGUUCGCCGCAAUGUUCCUCUUGAUUUUCUUUGGGGUGCCUUCUUUCAGAAUGGUGACGUUUCCAAUUUCUCCAUUUAUGUUCAUUCAACGCCAGGGUUUGUGUUGGAUGAGUCUACCACAAGGUCUCACUUUUUCUACGGUCGACAACUCACCAAUAGCAUUCAGGUUUUAUGGGGAGAAUCGAGUAUGAUUCAGGCUGAAAGGCUGUUAUUGUCGGCGGCUUUGGAAGACCCUGCAAAUCAAAGAUUUGUUCUUCUCUCGGAUAGCUGUGUUCCUCUGUACAACUUUUCCUAUGUGUACAAUUAUAUCAUGGUUUCUCCAAGGAGUUUUGUGGACAGCUUUCUAGAUGCAAAAGAGGGGCGCUAUAACCCAAGAAUGUCACCUAAGAUACCAAGGGAAAAAUGGCGUAAAGGGUCCCAGUGGGUCACCUUAGUUCGUAACCAUGCAGAAGUCAUUGUUGAUGAUGAAGUUAUCUUCUCUGUCUUUAAAAGAUACUGUAAGAGACGUCCACCAAUUGAUAUCAGAAAGGGAAAGCUGAAUCUUAAACUUCAGAAGCAGCACAACUGUAUUCCAGAUGAGCACUAUGUGCAGACAUUGCUUGCACUGCACGGCCUUGAAGGUGAACUUGAACGCAGAACAGUGACCUAUACUUUGUGGAACCAGUCGGCAACAAAAACAGAUAAUAAAGGCUGGCAUCCUAUUACCUUCAGCUAUGCAAAUGCUGGUCCUCGAAAGAUAAAGGAAAUAAAGGACAUCAGCCAUGUUUAUUAUGAGACUGAGUACCGGACAGAAUGGUGUCACAGCAAUUCAACCUCUGUUCCAUGUUUUUUGUUUGCUAGGAAAUUCUCCCGGGGAGCAGCUAUGCGCCUGUUGAGUGACGGAGUUAUUGACCAUUUUGAACUUUCCGCAUUACUAGGCAAUGAAUGA